This is a messenger RNA of Sorex fumeus (smoky shrew), 1493 nucleotides long. It is a transcript of the gene RRAGA, whose product is annotated as Ras related GTP binding A. The transcript has a single exon. Gene Ontology annotation, biological process: positive regulation of TOR signaling; regulation of autophagy; cellular response to starvation. The coding region runs from base 148 to 1089 and encodes 313 amino acids. Gene Ontology annotation, molecular function: GTPase activity; GTP binding. Gene Ontology annotation, cellular component: lysosome; nucleus; Gtr1-Gtr2 GTPase complex. The record is from RefSeq and is a predicted model, not a curated record. Lineage: Eukaryota; Metazoa; Chordata; Mammalia; Eulipotyphla; Soricidae.
CCUAGCGCCAGCCUCGGGCUCGCCGCCUUUCCCGGCUGCGGCCCGGCCCGCGGAGCCCGCACUGCCCCCCGCGCCCCGCCGGCCCCGCUCGGCGCUGCUGUUAGGCCGCGCCCUCGCAGGCCCAGUCCGCGGCGGCUCCGGCCGGUGAUGCCCAAUACAGCCAUGAAGAAGAAGGUGCUGCUGAUGGGGAAGAGCGGCUCGGGGAAGACCAGCAUGCGGUCGAUUAUUUUUGCGAAUUACAUCGCCCGCGACACCCGGCGCCUGGGGGCCACCAUUGACGUGGAGCACUCCCACGUUCGGUUCCUGGGCAACCUGGUGCUGAACCUGUGGGACUGUGGCGGCCAGGACACCUUCAUGGAGAAUUAUUUCACCAGCCAGCGGGACAACAUCUUCCGCAACGUGGAGGUGCUGAUCUACGUGUUCGACGUGGAGAGCCGCGAGCUGGAGAAGGACAUGCACUACUAUCAGUCGUGCCUGGAGGCCAUCCUCCAGAACUCGCCGGACGCCAAGAUCUUCUGCCUGGUGCACAAGAUGGAUCUGGUCCAGGAGGAUCAGCGCGACCUGAUCUUCAAGGAGCGCGAGGAAGACCUGAGGCGACUCUCCCGGCCCCUGGAGUGCGCCUGUUUCCGAACCUCCAUCUGGGACGAGACGCUUUACAAAGCCUGGUCCAGCAUCGUCUACCAGCUCAUCCCCAACGUGCAGCAGCUGGAGAUGAACCUGCGGAACUUCGCGCAGAUCAUCGAGGCCGACGAAGUUCUGCUGUUCGAGAGAGCCACGUUCUUGGUCAUCUCCCACUACCAGUGCAAAGAGCAGCGCGACGUGCACCGGUUUGAGAAGAUCAGCAACAUCAUCAAGCAGUUCAAGCUGAGCUGCAGCAAGUUGGCCGCGUCCUUCCAGAGCAUGGAGGUCCGGAAUUCCAACUUCGCCGCCUUCAUCGACAUCUUCACGUCGAACACAUACGUGAUGGUGGUCAUGUCCGAUCCGUCCAUCCCGUCGGCAGCCACACUGAUCAACAUUCGCAAUGCGAGGAAACACUUUGAGAAGCUGGAGAGAGUGGAUGGACCCAAGCACAGCCUCCUUAUGCGCUGAGUGUUGCCAAAUGCUUCUUGAAAAUGCUCAAUUGCCUUUCCCCUCCCCAGCCCCCAACCCCCCUUUUUUUUCCAAAGAGAUGUAUUCAUUAUGUUGUGUGCUUCAAUGUGGGCUUUCAAAUGUGUGCAGCUUACUACCUUGAUCUCUUUUCUUCCCUACUCCCCAGUCUUUAAAGUUGGGCGCUACUCAGUUAUCCAGGAGAGCUUCACGAGGGCUUUUCUGAAAAGUUGGUACGGUGUUAACACUAAAGUAGGUGGUGUGUGUAUGUGUGCGUGGUUGUUGAUGACCUGGUUAUACUAGAUACAUCAAAGCCUUUACAAUAUCUUACUGUAUUUCUUACAAGAUUACAAAGAUAGAAUGUUAACUAUUUUAUCAGCAAGGUAUUAAAAUGCAUUUAUAAAUUC